GUGUCGUUCGUUCCCCCCUUUGGCGCACAACCACGAGCCCGAUAUUAACUUAAGGUCGUUGGAUGAUAGUGAGUUAGGUUUAGAACACGAUAUUAAUCACGAGGAUUAUUUUUUAGCUCCGCCCAUUGACAAUGAGCUGGAUAUCCCACAUGUCCAAGACGGCGAAUAUCACAACGAGUAUGAUCAAGGCAGUGACCACGAGAAUAAGUACGAGUUGGAUGAUCAAAAAACAUUAGAUGUUGAAAGUAUCGAAACAAAAAUCAACGAGGAUGAUAGUGUCACGGAUAGACAACUGUCUCUUGCCUCACAAAGUAAUGAAUUGGGUUUUGUCGAAAAUAAUAAUCUUUCUUUAACGGAGCAUGGUGAAGUCGACAGCAAUUUGGAGCUCAGUGCUCAUCAGAACCCCGAUAUGGUUUCCUCGCAUCUCUCUGUUCUGCAGCCUGGUUAUGUGAUAACUUCUCCUAUUGUCCAAUCUCGAACGGUAAUUCCUGCUCCAGUGCAAGAAUUGACAGUCGGGCAAGAAUUUCCCGAUGUGAAGAGCUGCCGUAGAGCACUGCGUGACAUGGCUAUUGCCCUGCAUUUCGAGAUACAGACGGUGAAAUCCGACAAGACUCGUUUUACCGCCAAAUGUGCUAGCGAUGGAUGCCCGUGGCGAAUUCAUGCUGCUAAACUUCCAGGUGUGCCUACUUUCACCAUUAGGACCAUCCAUUCGGAGCACAACUGUGGCGGGAUAGCCCAUCUUGGCCACCAGCAAGCCUCCGUCCAGUGGGUUGCUAGUUCUGUUGAGCAACGCCUUAGAGAGAACCCACACUGCAAACCGAAAGAGAUACUAGAGGAGAUUCAUCGUGUGCAUGGUAUAACUUUGUCGUACAAGCAAGCUUGGAGAGGGAAGGAGCGGUUCAUGGCUUCGUUUCGUGGCUCGUUCGAAGAAGAUUAUCGUCUUCUGCCGCAGUACUGCAACCAGAUCAGAAGAACAAAUCCAGGGAGUAUGGCGUCUGUUUGUGUCAAUCCAGUUGACAAUAGUUUCCUCCGUUUAUUUAUUUCCUAUCAAGCGUCGAUAUAUGGAUUUCUUAAUGCUUGUCGGCCGCUUAUUGGACUCAAUAGGACUGUUUUAAAAAACAAGUACCUUGGAGCACUGCUUUUCGCAACAGGGUUCGAUGGAGAUGGUGAACUCUUCCCUCUAGCAUUCGGUGUUGUGGAUGAAGAAAACGAUGAAACAUGGAUGUGGUUUCUCUCCCAGCUGCACAACCUUCUCGAAACCAACACAGGAAACAUGCCGAGGCUCACGAUAUUAUCCGAUAGGCGAAAGUGCAUCGUCGAUGCGGUGGAGUCGAACUUCCCCACCGCUUUCCACGGGCUGUGCAUGCUCCAUUUAAGCGAAAACUUCCGGAAGGAGUUCAACAGCAUCUCCCUCUGCAACCUCCUCUGGGAAGCUGCAAACGCACCCACGGAAUCCGAAUUCUCCGCGAAAAUCUGCCAGAUCGCAGAGACUUCGCAGGACGCAGCAUACUGGCUCCAGCAGCAGUUCGAGCCCCGUCUGUGGGCCAGCUCGUACUUCGAGGGGACCCGCUUUGGUACCCUAACAGCCGAUGUCGUGGGGUCGCUGAAUUCUUGGAUUCUAGAAGCUUCAGGAAUGCCGAUUGUCCAGAUGAUGGAGUCGGUCCGCCGCCAGCUGAUGACGUGGUUCAACGAGCGGCGGGAGGCCAGCAUGCAGUGGAACUCGGUGCUGGUCCCGUCGGCGGAGCAGCGGGUGGCGGAGGCGGUGGAAUGUUCUAGAAUGUUCCAGGUUACGCGGGCGAACGAUAUGGAGUUUAAUGUGAUAACGGGCAAGGGGAACCAGGUGGUGGACAUUCGGAGGUGGUUGUGCUCGUGCAGGGGGUGGCAGCUCUACGGGGUGCCGUGCUCGCACGCGGCGGCGGCGCUGAUUUUUUGCAAGCAGAACGUGCAUCGGUUUGCGGAAGGGUGUUUUACGGUGGCGACUUACCGGAAGACGUACUCUCAGACGAUACAUCCUAUUCCUGAUAGGACCGUGUGGCAUGAGAUGUGUGGUGGUGGUGGAGAGGAAGAAGAAGAGAUUGUUGUUGUGAACCCGCCAAAGUCUUUGAGGCCGCCGGGGCAGCCUAGGAAGAGACGGGCGGCGCAGAGUGGGGACCGGAGCGGUGGUCAGGCGGCGAAGAGGGUUGUGCAUUGUAGCCGGUGUUAUCAGACUGGACAUUUUAGGACAACUUGUGCUACGCCUAUUUAGAUUAGAAUGAAUAGGGCUUGUCAUUGAUUAUAUAGCGUGCAAAUUCUUUUUUCUUAUUUUAUUAUUUUUUUUUUCCUGGAAGCAAGUAUGUGCUAUUUGGGAAGGGAAAUUUUUUGAGUAUUUGAGUGUGUGUUUUUUUCUCAAUUUUUAUUUAAAUUGAUUAAGUUUCCGCACUCUCCUGUUUGGAUAAUUACAAUCACCCCAUUCAACUGUAUAUUGUCUUACACAUCCA
Erythranthe guttata (spotted monkey flower) is the source of this 2477-nucleotide messenger RNA. RefSeq lists its product as uncharacterized. Gene Ontology annotation, molecular function: zinc ion binding. Lineage: Eukaryota; Viridiplantae; Streptophyta; Magnoliopsida; Lamiales; Phrymaceae. The record is from RefSeq and is a predicted model, not a curated record.